Molecule: messenger RNA, 834 nt
Organism: Elaeis guineensis (African oil palm)
Lineage: Eukaryota; Viridiplantae; Streptophyta; Magnoliopsida; Arecales; Arecaceae
Product: UPF0481 protein At3g47200
Source: RefSeq, a predicted model, not a curated record
UCAAACUCUUCGAAGGCAUGUGUCCCGAGGAAUACAAACCAUUCAACAGAAAUCCUCCCGACGAAUACCAUCAUUUGCUCCAUCUUUUUUAUUCAUCUCGGACCCCUUCAGAAAAUCCAGCAGAAUCUACAUAUACACCUCCACCCAAGUGGAUUCCUAAUGCGAUGGAGCUUGAUAGGGCUGGGGUGAAGUUCAAGAAGAAGAAACCACCCGCAGACAAUUUCUUGAACAUAACAUUCGAGCGGAGGAAGAUGAAGAUCACGCCAUUGCUACGCCUCUUGAAGCUAUGUUUAACUUUUAGGAGCGGACGGAUGGAGAUACCACCACUGCAAAUCUACGACUAUACCGGUCCCCUUUUCCAAAACCUCAUAGCUUUUGAGCAGUGCUAUGAUAACACUCAAAUGCACAUCACGAUAUACGCACUCUUUAUGGAUUGCAUCAUCGACCAGGCUGAGGACGUGCGGUUGCUCCACUUGGAAGGCAUACUGGAACACAAACUAAGCAGUGAUCAAGCAGUGGCAGAACUCUUCAAUAAGUUGGGCUGUCAGGUAUACUUUGAUUCAAAAAAGAACUAUCUUGCAAAUCAAAUUGAGAAAGUAAACAAGUUUUAUGAUUCCAAAUGGCAUAAAUGGCUUGCUGCGUUGAGGCGAGACUAUCUUAGCAACCCGUGGGCUAUAAUUUCAGUGUUGGCAGCGAUCUUCCUUCUCUUACUGACAGUUGAGCAGGCAGUAUUUUCUGCUUUGUCCUAUAUCCACCAUCGAUAGGUGUUAUUUCGUUGCUCUCUUGUGCAAGCAUGGAUUAGGAGAUAGAUAUAAUGGAAGAGUAAGUGCACAC